GAAAUAUGAAAAAUGUAAAAACAAAGCCUUGUUUUGUUUCUAAAAGAUCUUGUUGAGAGCUCCAACUAAAAAGUUCUGCAACAGAGAUAAAGCACCGUAGCUUUGAGCUGAAGACAACGACAAUAAUAGUUCCCUUCUUGCAUUGCAUGGUUUGUUUCCUUUUUACCUUUUUUCUUUUGUCGGUCUUGAGGGAUCUGCAAAUCCAGACAAAGAAGGGUCUCUCACAUGUUCUUUUGUUAAAGUCUACAACCUUUGUGUAACAUCAGAGUCACUUCGUUUUCUCAGAAAACAUAGUACUAGUAGUUGUUGCAACACUGUAGCUUUGUCCUUCUACUCUCUUUUCCACUCUGCAGUAAAAACCGUAGUAUCUUUUUCUUUUUUAUCAGUGAAUAUUACAGACACGUUUUUUAUCAGUGAAUGUUUUUCUUCCAUGUCACAACGAUUCAUUAUCCAUGAUAUGCUCAUUCUGGUGUUGAAGUUCUGAGAGGAUAAGUAUUCUGCAUCAUUUAGUUCUCAGUAUAUAAAACAUACAUCACUCACUGAUGGGUUUGGGAGUGUUUGGUUCUGUUCUAGUUUUGACACUCUUGUUCAAGCACUUAGCAUCCCAGCAACCGAACACUGAUGAUUCCUUUGUGUCUGAGUUCUUGAAGAAGAUGGGUUUAGCAUCCUCCCAGGUCUACAACUUGUCUUCUUCUGUAUGUUCGUGGCAAGGGGUUUCAUGUGAUUCCAAGGGAGAGCAUGUUGUUGAGUUGGGUUUUUCUGGUAUGGGUCUUUCUGGUCCUAUUCCAGAAACCACAAUAGGCAAGCUCAGCAAGCUUCAAUCUUUGGACCUCAGCAACAACAAGAUCACUGACUUGCCUUCUGAUUUCUGGAGCUUAAGCUUUCUCAAGAGCCUCAACCUCUCCUUCAAUCAGAUUCAUGGCUUAUUGACUAACAACAUUGGAAACUUUGGUUUGCUUGAAGUAUUAGACUUGUCCAGCAACAAUUUCUAUGGGGUAAUUCCUGAAGCUGUUAGUUCUCUUGAGAGUGCGAGGGUCCUCAAACUUGACCACAACAGGUUUGACCAAAGCAUGCCUUCCGGGAUUCUCAAGUGUCACUCUCUAGUUUCAAUUGAUCUUUCUUCAAACCAGCUUAGUGGGACACUUCCACAUGGUUUUGCUGCUGCUUUUCCUAAGCUCAUUAGCUUGAACCUUGCUGGGAAUAAUAUUUAUGGUAAUGAUUCAGAUAUUUCAGGGUUGAAGUCCAUUGUGAGUCUCAACAUAUCUGGCAAUUCCUUUCAGGGUUCUGUGAUGGGUUUGUUUAAGGGAAGGCUUGAGGUCUUGGACCUUAGCAGAAACCAAAUGCAAGGUCACAUUGCUCAGGUACCUUUUGUCUCUAAGUACAAUUGGUCUGGUUUAGUUUACCUUGAUUUGUCAGAGAAUCAGCUUGAUGGGGACAUUUUCCAAAAUUUUAAUGAAUCCCAUAAUCUAAAGCACCUUAAUAUUGCUUACAAUAGAUUUACCAGACAGAAAUUCCCCAAGAUUGAAAUGUUCUCAGGAUUGGAAUAUCUGAAUUUGUCCAAAACUAGUCUCAUUGGUUACAUUCCUGCUGAAAUCUCACAACUGAGUAAUUUGAAUACACUUGAUGUUUCUAUGAAUCAUCUUAUAGGGAAAAUCCCUUUACUAAGCAAUAAGAACCUCCAAGUUCUUGACCUUUCAAAUAACAAUUUGAGUGGAGUAGUCCCUCCAUCAGUCUUAGAGAAACUUCCUUUGAUGGAGAAAUACAACUUCUCUUAUAAUAACUUAACCCUUUGUGCUUCGGAAAUCAAACCAGCUAUCCUCCAAACAGCAUUCUUUGGAUUACUGAAUAGUUGCCCAAUUGCUGCAAACCCAAGCCUUUUCAAAAAAAGAGAGGCACAGCACAAGGGAAUGAAGCUAGCUCUGGCAUUGACCCUCUCAAUGAUCGGCUUGAUUGCUGGCCUUUUGCUUCUAUCGUUCAGUCGCCUUAAGAAAACAAAACCAUGGGCUGUUAAGCAAACUUCAUACAAAGAAGAACACAUGUCAGGUCCCUUUUCAUUCCACACCGAUUUGACCACGUGGGUGGCUGAUGUUAAACAAGCAUCAUCUGUUCCGGUCGUGAUCUUUGACAAACCAUUGUUGAAUAUUACAUUUGCAGAUCUCUUGGCUGCAACUUCAAAUUUCGAUAGGGGUACCCUUUUGGCUGAAGGAAAAUUUGGGCCUGUAUAUAGAGGCUUUCUAGCUGGUGGUAUUCAUGUAGCAGUUAAAGUUCUAGUGGUUGGAUCUACUCUUACAGAUAAAGAAGCUGCACGAGAGCUUGAGUAUCUUGGUAGAAUCAAGCAUCCCAAUCUUGUUCCUCUAACUGGAUAUUGUGUAGCUGGUGAUCAGAGAAUUGCCAUAUAUGACUACAUGGAGAAUGGAAACUUGCAAAAUUUGCUUUAUGACUUGCCACUUGGAGUACUACAAAGGACAGAUGAUUGGAGCACAGAUACAUGGGAAGAAGAUGAUAGUAAUGGAAUUCAAAAUGCUGGAUCUGAAGGAGUCCUCACAACAUGGAGAUUCCGCCAUAAAAUUGCACUUGGCACUGCCCGGGCAUUGGCAUUUCUGCAUCAUGGAUGCUCACCACCAAUUAUCCACAGAGAUGUUAAAGCUAGCAGUGUUUAUUUGGACUAUAACUUGGAGCCAAGAUUGUCUGAUUUUGGGCUGGCUAGGAUUUUUGGUGGUGGCUUGGAUGAGGAGAUUGCACUUAGUUCACCUGGUUAUGUUCCACCAGAGUUUUCUCAACCAGAAUUUGACACCUCAUCUCCAAAAUCUGACGUGUACUGUUUUGGAGUUGUUCUCUUUGAGCUACUAACUGGGAAGAAACCAGUUGGAGAUGAUUAUCAUGAUGAGAAAGAAGCAACUUUGGUUAGUUGGGUCAGAGGACUUGUAAGAAACAACAAAGCUUCAAGAGCUAUUGAUCCUAAAAUUCGCGAUACAGGAUCAGAAGGGCAAAUGGAGGAGGCCCUUAAGAUUGGUCAUCUGUGCACUGCUGAACUUCCUUCCAAGCGACCAAGCAUGCAGCAGAUAGUUGGACUUCUGAAAGAUAUUGAACCUUCUCCUAAUUAGCAUGAUAAAAAAGAAUU
Molecule: messenger RNA, 3121 nt
Organism: Abrus precatorius (Indian licorice)
Lineage: Eukaryota; Viridiplantae; Streptophyta; Magnoliopsida; Fabales; Fabaceae
Product: probable LRR receptor-like serine/threonine-protein kinase At2g24230
Exons: 1
Coding region: 543-3104 (853 amino acids)
Biological process (GO): protein phosphorylation
Molecular function (GO): ATP binding; protein kinase activity; protein binding
Source: RefSeq, a predicted model, not a curated record